AAAAGCCAUGUGAAGGUUGAAAAUGUUGAGCAAAUCUACUUCGAUUUUCCGAUUAAAUCCCACUUUUUGUAGACGGGUAAAUUAUUUAAGUUGCCCAAAGAUGUGUCUCCAGUUCAACGACUCCAGAUGGGGAGUCUCCAAAGAUCGUCAACCCAUACCGUGUGAAGGAAGAGACAAAGGGAGAGAAGAUCAGCAAGGCAAUGAAAGCCUAUCUUGAUAGGGCACAGAAACAUGAUGUUUUCAUGAAAGAACAGAUUGCAGAGUAUGAAAUUGGUAAACGCCACCUUGCUAAUAUAAUGGGGGAAGAUCCUGAGUCAUUUUCUCAAGGAAACAUUGACGAUGCCAUCAGAUACCUCUUACCAUCAGGGUUAUUCGAAAAAAAAGCAAGACCAUUAUUAAAGCAUCCUGAGGAGAUAUUCCCCAAAAAGAAAGCUGCUCAAUUUGGAGUGGAUGGCAGACCUUUUCACUCCUUGUUCUAUACUGGGAAGCCUAACUUAUAUAAUAUCAUGCACGAUGCUGUGCAACAUCUUUAUGAACUCAACAGUUAUGAAGACACAAUGAUCCAGCAGGGAUGGCUUCAGCCCCCAGAACAUAUCAAAAAGGUCCUGCUUACUGGAAGUGAUUGGAUAUCAAUAGAUACACUGAAAGACAUUGUCCUAGAACCUUUAACUCCACAACUGUAUGACAAAUUCAUCAUAGUGAUGACCCGGCUCGCUGAGCAUCCGUAUUCUGAACAGAAGGCAGAAUUCAUCAUGAAGUUCAGGAAGAAAAUCCUACAGACUACUGCAUCUGUUGAAAAGCCUCCUAUACAAGAAACAGAAUCCGGCCGUAGAUACACAGAAGCAAAAGCAUCACGAAAAGAUGCAAAGGCAAUUGUUAAAGUAUAUGAAGAUGGAACUGGAAAAGUCACGAUAAAUGGAAAGUCAAUGUUGGACUACUUUAAGCAUGAGCACCAUAUAGAAAAAGAACAGAUAGCUUAUCCCUUACAGUUUACAGAUAAGCUCCUCUCUGUGGAUGUAGAAGCACAGGUUGAAAAAGGUGGUCUAAAUGGCCAGGCCGGAGCUGUCCGACAUGGUGUGGCAGUUGCCCUAACGAGCUUCCUCGAUGAGGAUAUGAUAGAACGGAUGCGCUUGGCUGGCUUACUCACCCAUGAUCCCAGGAGGCGAGAAAGGAAGAAGGCAGGACAGAAGAAAGCAAGGAAGAAAUUCACAUGGAAAAAACGUUGAGUGGAUUCUGAAAUUCCUAAGUUAUAAUUACAUAAAGAAAAGUGUAAGAAUCAGAAGUGAAUUUGUAUUAGAGUAAUGUAAGAACAAAAACGGUGGAACUGUUUUGGACGUA
Molecule: messenger RNA, 1338 nt
Organism: Lineus longissimus
Lineage: Eukaryota; Metazoa; Nemertea; Pilidiophora; Heteronemertea; Lineidae
Product: small ribosomal subunit protein uS9m-like
Exons: 12
Coding region: 201-1226 (341 amino acids)
Biological process (GO): translation
Cellular component (GO): mitochondrial small ribosomal subunit; ribosome
Molecular function (GO): structural constituent of ribosome; RNA binding
Source: RefSeq, a predicted model, not a curated record